Messenger RNA from Histoplasma mississippiense, 1011 nucleotides. RefSeq lists its product with no specific name. The record is from RefSeq and is a predicted model, not a curated record. The transcript is spliced from 3 exons. NCBI's taxonomy places the organism in Eukaryota, Fungi, Ascomycota, Eurotiomycetes, Onygenales, Ajellomycetaceae. The coding region runs from base 1 to 1011 and encodes 336 amino acids.
AUGUCUUCUCAAGGAAAUUUCCCCUAUCAAGGAAGAACGGCAAAUAGGGAUCAGACUUAUUACCCAGUGAGCAGUGAUAUACUUGCAUUUCCCCCUCCUCGAAGCGCGAGUGUUCUGAACCGAGAAUAUGAACCACAGGCAUACCGGCCAACAGCAGAGGCUCCUGGGUUGUAUCACUCUAGAACACUGAUCAAUACCUCGUCUUACGAUCGAUAUUCCAAUGUUUCAACUGCACCAAAUCUAGGACCUAUUGGUCAACAACCGCGUCCCCCUCCUGGUAUUGGGGAAUGGGACUCCCCACCCGUGCAUUCUUGCCAUGAUUCUCUGAUGCGAGAUCCAGAUUCACCCACGUCAAUGGAGACAUUUGAUUUCUUUCCUGAACAUACCAAGAGACGCGCACCAGAACAUGCGAAAAGCGGUGCCAAAUACCACCCACAGAGACGGCCAUCCAACCGCGAUGAGUUCGAUGGGCCUACUCAGUUUCUAGAUAUGCCUUCUCCAAGGACUAUUGCCGAACAGGAGAAAGAUUUGCCUCUCUUGCCUACUAGCCUGGAUGCCCAAGAGCAGGAUAAAAUCCUUUAUGAAGUCAAUGAUCAUUUGUCCAGGUGUGCUUUCAAUUUUGUUGCAAAAUAUCAGUUCCCCAUUCCUGUGGAACCAGACAAGAGACAGGUGAGAAUACCAGCCGACCGGGAGUGGACAGAAUGGGUGUAUCUCUUGAAACGAUUAGCUACCAAGCGCCGAAUUCCUGCCAGAGUUCUUUAUAAUGGCCAAAUCAAGCAUUUUGUGACAGUCCUGGAAAACUCCUUGGAAAUGCGCCACGCGGCUAAGCAUCAAUCACGACCAGUGAAAGAUGAUAGGAACAUUCUCCAGCUGAUAUCUGCGGGAACUCAGGUUGCAAAAAUUCUCAAGGAUGCCUCCGCCAUGGAAUUUUUAGACCAACUAUAUUCACGAACUGAAAUUCUAAUUCAUGAACGACGAAGUCAUCUCGGAGGAGCGUUAGCCAAGCCAUGA